AUGGAGGAGACUUCAUCACCGCCGCCGCCGCAGCCGCAGCGGCAGGCUCAAACUUUCCGCUCUACAGCCUCGAGCAACUGGCGGCUGAAGGACGAAUCACCGCGGGCCGAACAACAGCACCAGACGCGUGCCCGGUACAACAGGGGCCAAGAUGGUGGUGGUAAUCCUCAGAAUGGCCACGCUUCGCCGCAUUCGCGCAACAGGGACGUGCAUCAGACGAGCAGCGAAGAAGGAACGCCGGGCACGAGGCUCUACGUGGGCAAUCUGCUCUACACCGCCCAGCGGCCCGACAUCGAGGAGCUCUUCAAAAACUAUGGGUUCAAUGUUGUCGGCGUAAGCAUGUCGACCGACCCCUUCACGGGCCGGAACCCCAGCUACUGCUUUGUGGAUCUGGACAGUGCCGAGGAGGCGCAGCGCGCCAUGAGCGAGCUGAACGGCGUCGAGGUGCUUGGCCGAGCCCUUCGAGUCAGCCCCGGUGUCGCGAAGCGCCACGGUCAAGCGGGCGGAGGCGGAGGCGGAAAUGAAAUGCGAAUGAAAGACUAUGAGAGGGGCCAAGGGCGGCCAAGAGGGGUUCGCGAGACGAGGGAACAGAAAGAUGGAGAAUACAACCCGACCUUCGACCGCUGGAACCGUGGCGACGCGCAGACGCACUGGACGGCACCCCAGUCCGAGGGUCGACGGCUGUACAUUGGCAACAUGCCUCGCAUCGAACCACAGUCCGCGCAUGACCAAGAGAUCCAGGGGCUCUUCGCGCAGUACGCGCCCGGCAUUGCUCUGGGCGCUGUCUCCAAGCAGAUCUCGCCGCGGCCUGCACCCAAUCCCGAGCACGGGAACAACCAAUACUAUUGCUUCGUCGACUUGGAGAAAGGCGAAGAUGUCGACGCGGCGAUCGAAGCGUUGGAUGGGAAGCAAGGCAGCUGGGGCGGCAACGUCAGGGUCAACCGUGCCCGGAAUUCCGACAGGAAGGUCGUCAAGGAGCAAGGCUCGCUCAACCAGGAAAGAAGGGUUCUGGGCGAGGGAAGCUGGAGGAGGGCGAGCGCACCCACGGAGGAACAAUAG
Messenger RNA from Cladophialophora carrionii CBS 160.54, 1059 nucleotides. RefSeq lists its product as uncharacterized. The transcript has 2 exons. The record is from RefSeq and is a predicted model, not a curated record. Gene Ontology annotation, molecular function: RNA binding. The coding region runs from base 1 to 1059 and encodes 352 amino acids. Lineage: Eukaryota; Fungi; Ascomycota; Eurotiomycetes; Chaetothyriales; Herpotrichiellaceae.